Messenger RNA from Ascoidea rubescens DSM 1968, 2553 nucleotides. It is a transcript of the gene AIM14, whose product is annotated as putative metalloreductase. The coding region runs from base 215 to 2200 and encodes 661 amino acids. Lineage: Eukaryota; Fungi; Ascomycota; Saccharomycetes; Ascoideales; Ascoideaceae. The transcript has a single exon. Gene Ontology annotation, cellular component: plasma membrane. Gene Ontology annotation, molecular function: oxidoreductase activity. The record is from RefSeq and is a predicted model, not a curated record.
CAACUUCUCUUUGUGUAGAUCGAAGUCCCAUAACCUCUCUGCUGCUUCUGCUGCCUGAGCAGAAGGUGAGUAAGCAACACAGCUCAUUGGUGGAGCUCUUCUCGUGCUGUUUUUGUAUCACUUUGAACCCGAUAUAUAACCUCUUCCUUCCUUUCCGAUCUUUCUCAUUUCCUUCCUCCAUCUCAUCGACUCUCAACGCUGCGAUUCUUCUCCAAUGGCUCCAGUUGGCUCUUCGUUGCAAUCAAUAACAGAAACUCUAGCCAAAAGACAUGGUGGGCAUCAUCAUGCCAAUGUCAAAUACGGUUACAUGAUAUUUGCAGCUUCAAUCUUCUACACUGUGCUUUUAUUUCUCGUGAAUUUCUUAUAUGUGAGAAUACACUUAACUGCAAAUCGCUUAUCAAUAUCAGCUAGAAAAAAGAGAUUUGUCAAAAAAUUGAAUGAAUUGCCCUUAUAUGCACAAGUUCUCAUUUGGUCUGUCAUAAUCUUGGGCAUAAGUUUUAUCAAAUUUGAGAAAUCAAACUACAUUGGGUUGAUUAAGAGAUUUGGAAGGUUGUCUUAUGCUUUGAUUCCCUUUAACAUUUUUUUGACACUUAAACCAUCUCCUCUACCAAAAUUGAACUACCUAAAUUUAACAAAUUUACACAAAUGGAUCUCAAGGUUGAUUAUUUUUUUUUCAAUAGCUCAUGGAGUUGGUUAUUUUGUCAAAUGGUCAAUGGAAAAACUGUUUAUCGCAAAGAAUUUCAAGUUUUUAAAUUUCUUGGGUUUCAUAACUUUUAUAUUGUUUUCUCUUGUUUUGACAAUAUCGUUGAAACCAAUUAGAUCCAGGUUUUAUGAUUUGUUCUAUAUCUUCCAUUAUUUAGUCGCUUGGAUAACAUUGAUAUUGAUUUCGUUCCAUGCAAGACCUGGUGUGAAUAUUUAUUCGGCUAUUGCAAUUAUUUUAUUGCUUUAUCAAUCACUACACAAAUAUUUUAUGUCAAAUUUAAUUACAAACACUUCCAAUGAAAUCACAAUCAAGAAAAACGAAAAAUCCAAUUUGAUUCUAGUUUACAUCAAUAAUUCGGUUUUAAAUUGGCAAUGGAUACCUGGUUCGCAUAUAAGAUUUGCAAAUAGCUUUAAAAAAAAUCCUUUUAAUUUGUUUGCUCCAUCUCAUCCUUAUACAAUUUCAUCUAAUAAAGAGAUUGUGCUAAUUAUUAAAAAAACCAAAUUUGAAAUUGAUUUGAAUAAAAACUAUUCACUAUUGGGCCCAUAUUCUUCAAUUCAUGAUUCCUUCUUUAAUAAAGUCAAGCAAAGCGUAAUUGUUUGUGGAGGCUCCGGCAUCUCAUUUGGAUUACCAAUCUAUCAGUAUUUACUUCAAAAAAACAAAUACGAUCUACUCCAUACCAAAGGUUUUAAUAUUAAAUUUAUUUGGGUGAUAAGAAACAAAAAUGAUAUUUAUGUAUUAAAAGAAUUAGGUUUAUUGAAACAAAAUAAAAAGUUUAAUGUUAAUAUUUAUAUCACCGGACAAAAUUCUUCUUUUGGUAAUAACGAAGACAACUUUAACAAAAACAUUAUUCAUUCAAAUAACAAUGAUAUCAAUAAUAUUAGUAGUCCUAAAAAACAAUCAUUUUUAAAAAUGUCAAUGAGAGGAAUACAGACUAUAAGAACCAUUGCGUCAAGUAUUAAUUACAACAGCUACAAAAAGUUAUCAGAUUCACAUAGAAUUGACGAAGGUGAUUUGGAAGAAAUUGAUCUUGAUGAAUUUAAUAUUGAAGAUGAAUUGUUAAAAGGUUCUAAAAACAAUAACAAAAAAAGAGGUAAAUGGAAAAGUGAAAAUGAAAAUGUUCCACUGUUUAGCUUAAGUACUCCUGAAGAUAUUGAAAGUCAAAGUGGUAUUUCAAGCCCCAUCAAUGGGAAUUUUGGAUUUAGUGAAGACGAAAACGAAGAUGAAGAUGAUGACAAUUUUCAUAAGUAUGAAAAUCAGCCAAUUGAUGAAAAACCUAUUAAAGUUCAUUAUGGAAGACCAAAUCUAAAUGUCUGCUUGGGUCAACUUUUAGAUGAUCCCGAAAGUCCCAGUAGUUCUAAUGAUGCAAAUAUCAUCAGUGAUAUAGAAUAUAAUGGGAAAUGGAUAAUUUCGUGUGGACCAAAAUCAUUGAAUAGCGAUUUUAAACAAUGGGCCAAAAGGCAUGAUAUUGGAUUUGUAAGUGAACAAUACUCUAUGUAAAAAUAUAUAGACCAAGUAGACGGUAUAAAUGGUCUAAAAGAUUAAAAAAAGAAAAAAAGAAAAAAAGAAAAAAAAAAGGCAUAUAUGAUAUGAAAAUGGGUAUUGAAAGUUUUUUUUAGUUUGUUUUUUGUAUUUGUUUUCGUUUAAAUUUUUAUUUAUUGCUAUUAAUUGGUAUUAAUUUUUAUUAUUUUGGUCUAAUGAUUUUUGGUUUCUAACAUGAGCAGCUCUAUUAUUAAAAGCUCUAAGCAUUAUCUGAGUGACAGAUUGUGCAAAAAGUUUGCUAACCAUAUUAUAAAUAUUAUUUUUGAAUUUAUAUUCUAGAAUUAAAUUGAUUUCGCAUUUGUUUGAAUUGU